UGUGUGCACCUCGAGGAAUUAAAGAAAAAAAAAAAAGUGCAACGGAAGAAGUCGCGACGCCGGGGUGAGACGUAGCAUGUAACAUCGUCACAUCACUUUGCCUUCUUCGAAAGGGUUUCUUUUUUGUUGUGAACUGCCCGUGCGCAACCACGAAACCAAACGAAGCGUACUCCUCCUCUGUUCCCAAGCGGGCACACAGUGGCUGAAGAGUGCGCCACAAUCGGAGCACCUGAUUCCCGAAUGACUGUAUCGUACUAACAGCUGAAAUGCCACCAAAUGCGGUCUUCCUCGCCGUCACCUUGGUGGCGGCGGCAGCAGUGCUGCCCGUUGCCAAGUCGCAGUCCAGUUCUGAUAAUGGCUGCCUCAGCCCAGUCAACAUCAAUUUCUCGUCGGUGGACUCGAGCGCCUAUGACUUCCAGUCGGUUCGAAUGCCGGAAGCGAGUGGAAUGGACCAUUUGUACAGCAUUGUGACGCACUUCGCAUACGUCAUCGCCGAGCCGGGACUCCCAAAAGGACUUCUCGAAGACGACCAGCUGUUUAAGGAUCCCAUCUCUAUAAUCCUGACGCGAUGGAAAGAGCUUCCCCGCAUGUUCAUGGGCCUGCUCGUCCUGGUGGCCGUCGGGCUGGUCCUGGCAGUAAUCGUGCCGUUUGUCGGCGUGCUGGUCCUGUGCUUCCGCUGCUGCUGCAAGAGGUGUGGUGGUGCCGAGAACGUGCCGGAAGGAAAGGGAGACGCGGCCAAGCGCGGCUGGCGGGGCGUGCUCCUCUUCAUUCUCGCCGUCGUGCUGCUGUUCGCUGUGGUCUGCGCGUUCGUGACCAAUGCAUUUGUUCCGGCAGCGGUGGUCAAGCUUCCGGACAGCAUCGAACACUCGGCGCACGACGUCGUGCUCGUGGUGAACAGGACAAAGGAUGACGUUGACCACCUGCUUGUGAAGAACUACGGAGAGUUCAAGUCUGAGUUCGAGCAGCGUCUGAAUGUUUGUACGCACCAGGUUGGCGACGACGUCUCUGCGAUCAUCACGAAGUCCCCAGCCUUCCAACUCAAGCAGGUGGCCGAAAAUGUUGAGAAGCUGAGCUUGGAGGUGAACAACAUCACGGACGUGGCCAAACAAGCAAAGGGGCUCAUGGACGAAAUAAAGAAGUCGGUCGACAAUGUUAAACAUUCUGUUGACGAGGCGUCCAAGAAGUGCAGGAACAACAAUGGUGGCUCCACCUGCGAUGACAUCGAUAAGAACAAAAAGGACCUGGAAUUCAAGUUUGAUAGCGUGAAUCUGAGUAAGAUCGAAGAGGCCAAGAAAGAACUUGACAAGCUGGAUCCUGCCACGCUCAAGAGCGAAAUUGAAAAGGCCUUGGACACGGAAGAGAGGAGAAAAGACAUUAUGCGGAAAGUGAACACUGCAACAAAUGAGAUUCGCACCAAACUGAACGAUGUCGAGCAGACCCUCCAGGACACGAGCAAGAAGUUCAACCUCCCGCUCAUUUCGGACCCAAAGACCCUGGACGUGUCGUCCAUCAGGGACGUGUUCGACGAUGCCCAGCCGUACAUCGCCUACUACGGCUACGUCACUCUCGCCAUCGCCUGUGUGCUCGCGAUCGUCCUCGCCUGUUACGUGCUGGGCAUGACGUGGGGCGGCUGCGGAUCCCGGGAGGGCUCCUGCAACCGCAAGACUGGCGGAAGCUGCCUGACAACCGGUGCGGUCCUGUUCGUGCUGGCCUUCUUCAUUCCCAUGGUGCUGUCGACGCUGAUCCUGGCCGUGGGCAUCGCCGGGCAGCGGGGCGUCUGCGACGUUGCUCGCGACCCGGGCGGCGAGCACUCCGUCGCACUUGUCGGCCCAAUCAAUGGUACGACCAUCGAGGACAUCGCCAAGCGCUUUGGCGAGUGCCGCAACAAGUCCUACAGCCUGUUCCAGCUGCUCGGCAAAGAGCUGGUGAUGAACAUCACCCGCAGGGUGGCCGGCAGCGACCAGCAGCGGUCGGUCGACUGGCUCUGGGGCGAGGGCGACGUGACGCAGAUCGACAUCGACGCGGGCAUCCGGGAGUUCGAAAAGACGAUAGACAGCAUCAACGUCGACAGCAUCGUGCCAAAGGAGGUCGACGACAGGAUCGUGCAGCUGCGGAGCUUCAGCGUCGACACAAAGGACCUUUCAGAUUUGGAAGCCAAGGUCAGUGGCGCCAAACUCAAGUUCAACUUGGAGGAGGUGUUAACUAAGAUGGAGGACUUCAAGUCGGGAAAGUCUAUGACAAAAGAGGUGUUGGCGCUCCUGAACAAUGUCACGGAUGAACUCAAGAAGCUUCAGGGAUUUGUCAAGGAGCUUGAAGAACUGAAGGCUGUCGUGGUGCCAUCUAUCAAACAAGUGAACAUCCUACUGAAGAUCAAUGAUACCAAACUGAAUGACUACGCUGUCAAGAUAAUCAACGAAGCCAAAGCGCAGCUAAAGAGGACAGACAAGUUCCUCGAGAUGGUCAACGAGUACCUGAACCACACCCGAAGAGGGGUGGAAGAGAAUGUUGGAGACUGCCAGGACCUGUACCGAGUCUACAGCGCCGCCGUGAGCUCUGUCUGCGACGACAUUCUCUUGCCACUGAAUGGCUACUGGUUCAGCGUUGCCGCAUUCCUCGUCGUGGGCAUUCCGGCCGUCAUCUUCGCCCUGUGCCUGGCCUCACUGUAUGCCAGGGUGGACCCCGCAACCCUGUACCUCGACCCGCUGAGUCCCGUAGACUCGGAUCACGUGUCCGGAGGCAGCUACAUGGACAGCGACACCAUCCCACUCGCACGGCUGAAAAAGCUACCCCAGCAAAACGGCCAAGACAAUAGAGGCUACGAUAGCCACCCCUACCAUUCCUACCAGCGUGGGUUUGUGAUUAUACAAGCUUCUCUGUCUCUCUCUCUUUCCUCUUGUCAUUCGUCUAUCUGUCUGUCAAAGGUGGUUGUUUCCGUGUGUGUGAACCACAAGCGGCGGCACACGGGAGGCAACAGCGCCGUGGUGAAUCGGGCGUCGUACGACAGCCGCGACGGCUACUACCACGACAUCAGCCCCGAAUACCGCGAGCACCCCGCUGCACCCCACCACCGCCCCGUGACGUCGCCCGCCAUCGCCUACUCGCCUGCACCUGCCUAUCACUACUCGCGCGACCCGGGCAUUCCGCACUAUGCCAAGGGCUACGAGUCGGCGCCGCCGCCGGCUGUGCGGCACAGCGGGGACUGGGAGAGCAACCAGUUCGCGAAGCCGCCGCCAUACUACUACCCGGGCUCGUGAGCUUUCUCUCGCCGGUAAUCGCCGAUGUCGUCGGAGACGCGGUCGAGCACCGCCGCGAAGGCGUCGCGGCAUGCUACGUCGCUGGCAGUGACGGUUCUGGUGUGGCGGAGUUCUCCGUGAUGCGGUGUUCCUAUAACGGGCAGUCGUGAUUGUAAGAACUAUAGUACGUGUCGCAAUUGAGAAGGGUGGCAGCGUGCUGCUGGUGUGGUCGUUUUGUCCUCGGUGGUUUCUGAAAGAACGUAUUUUUGAGCGAGUUGGCGCUCAGAUUGAUUAGGCACGCUUGACUGAAGCGCAGAACACAUUUCGUAAAAAGGAGGCAGAAAAGAAGGUUAAGUACUAGAAAUUGGGCGCUUCACUUCUCUUUUAUAACCCUCUUUUCGCGAAAUUGAUUUUACGAUCCGGUCGAUUCUGCCUAGUCGAACUCCUUUGUGCGCAAGCUAGGCAGCGGGCCUCCGAGUUCAGGUGUGACAAUGCAGUUCCCCGUUCUAAUCGGAUCACGGCAGUUCUGCCAGUGCCCUUUGCUGGUGGUUUACGGCAAAUCGAAAUUCUAGACAAGCUAGUUAGUGUUAACCCGUUUGGGGCAAGAAAGAUUGCAGUUCCACGAUUUGUUCUGUCCAUAUCACAAAAUCACUGCCGGUAUGCUGACGCACGGGUUAUGCUUGAUCGUACUUCUAGCGGAUCCUGAGGUCUCAAAUGGUGGGGCAUAGGAGUUGUAGUUUGUGCUUUGCUGCGGUAAUUGUAGUAGUUAGUUGCGCCGGUGCUUGUAAGUUGUUCAUAUUCCCUCUCUCUCGUGCAGCGAUGUGGGUAUUGAUUCCGAAUUGGAUAGUUGCGCCUGCCGAAAGGGAGAAAUUAACGUCAGAGUUGCACAGUGGUGUACGUGGGUUCCGUGAUUGGCGCUCAAGCGUUACAAGCCUGCGAUCUCUGAACAGUGAAGGUUGGGUCACGUGUUAUUCUCGUAACUAGCUUGCAUGUUCAUAACACGCGACGAUGCCACACGAAGGAGCUGACACAAGCAGCGCUGUGUGGUGUCGUCUCAUGCUGUAAAUAUAGAAGCUAAAAAUCAACUCGCCCAACGUAUUGCUUAGAACUCCCGACUAGGUUCUUACCAGCGGGUGUUUGCAUUAUUUCGAAAGGCCCGGUGUUUGACCCUUGUGUCCUGGUAGCUCCUGGCAAUGUUCCUGCAGCAGGAAGGCAAUGGAACAUGUUACUGGCUAGAGUAUUGCAAUAAGUUGAAGCGUCGAGCGCAGGUAACAGGUGGUGCAAGCACAAAAAGCAUUGACUGACCCAAGUCCUGCAGCUGUGGUUGAAUGUUUAUGUGGUUUUGACGUUUGCUCAAUUGUUUUAGUAUUAGUAUUACACAUUUGCGUGCCUAAAUUGCUUCAAACUUGCCGAUGAAGUUUUAAGACAUGGAAUGUCUGGUUGCAGCUGGGACACAUAUUCUUUCAUGGAGCAGUUGUGCUUGGGCUCAGCAGACAUAAUGUUGGUUAGCUUCUUGUAAGAAGUUGGAUGUAGAAGACGUUGAAAGAAGAGUGCUUCAUUGCACAUCACAUUUUAUCAUGCAAUAACAAGCCUGUAAGUCAGUGUUCAAGUGUUAAGUGAUGCCUUUGACAUCACUUAAUGCUUUCUUUCUGACUCCUCUUUGCAGCUUUGAUUCACCUAACGAAAGUUUAGGAAUUACUGAACCGAGCUAGGCCCUGGGAAGGUGCCUUCCUUACGGAAUGCACCGGUGUCACGUACCAGCACCAAAUGCACCGGUAACACUUAGCAGCACCAAAUGCUCCAGCAGUCACCAUGACUGACUAGCUAGUAGUGUGACACUGUCGGCGAGACAAUGCCCACCUGUAGUGCCGCAUUGUUUUCCCGCAGUAUCUCAACUUUUGAGACGCUCCGGUAUUUUGGACCAGCACCGGCGUGAAGCACCGGCAGUUGCGCCGCUAGGACCAACCGACGACAUGGGUACUGCUGCAGUACCAAUCGUCACGUCAUUUUGUGAGGCAGACCUCCUUCGUUGCUGUGCCAUUUGAACUGCUGCCAACUGCUCCUGACCGACCACUUUUUUUUUUUUAUACGACUUUUUUCAUUGUUUAGGAUAGCAUAUCUUUCACACCAAUCAAAUCAUUUUCCGUCAGCCAUCUUGACAUAAUAGCCAAACUUUCAGUUUUAGACAAUGCUCAAACUUUAUAAAGCCGCUGGGGAAGUCAGUCGUGCCAACCGCGGCGGCGUGGAGCCGUUGGAUCAGCUCGUUUCUUCUCCCACUAACUCACGCUCUAGUUUAUCAUUUUUCCACUUUUUAAUUCUAAGUCAACUGGGAGAUGGAAACAAGCUCAUCUGCUAACUAGCUCCAGUUCUUUGGUUUUUAUAGGCAUUCUUUGUCUUUUAUAACGUGGGAAAGGUUUAUUUUUUAUGUCGUGUGACAAAAAGUUCUACAGUGUCAUUUGAAGCCAACCAACAGCUCGGGUCGUACCAUAGUGCCCGCUCAUUCCCUUCAAACAGUUUAUUAGCUUUUUUUCUUGACAAUGGCUCUGCAGAGGUGGGUAGGCCGGGAGAACACCGCCGAUCGCGCGUCACUGAGCCUACCUGGACGACCGGGCUGCUGCAUUUAGCUUUGUAGCUUCGCAAACCUCUGCUGGUUUUCUUCUCUGGACAUAAUCUUGAUGUUUACGCGCCAGCGCACAUUGUUUUAUGCGUUUAAGUCUUGAUGCCAAGUCAUCUGAUGCCCGCCAUCUUUUAUUCUAACCGUCUAUCGUGUAUUGCAUUAGGAACGUGCGUGUAUCUUGGUGGAGUCGGGUGUGUCUUGAUUGACUUGGGUGCGUUGGUAGACCCAGGGCUGAUGGAUCGUCGCAGUGCUCGUGGGGUUUGUGCAGUGAAAUUCUGGACUUGUCCGUUCGUCGUGUCUGCCCCGUCGGAGGACCGGUCCGGCUGAUGGUCUGUGUCGGGCAUUGUCCAGCGCCUUUCACGAGUGGAUGAAACAAGCUGCCAAAGGAAUUAAGCCUUGUGAACCUGAACAAACGGGCUGUGGGGAAAUGACUCUGGGGCUGUUUUGUAGUGACAGUCAGUGCUUUGUUUGUUUGUUCUUUUUUUUUUUUUGAAUGUGUGUGGACUUCAAGGAAGGCUCGUGCGCGCGACAUGCGGCUGCCUGACACCGAGGGCAGUGAACACCGCACCACCUUGAGACUUGUUUCCGCGUGUGCUGUGAGGUUGGCCAGCGACGUGUGCACCCUCAACCGAUCAGCACGCGCUCUGCUGCCAGUGUGAAAGGAGAAAGCACCCGUGCCCUGCUUGCAUCAAGUGUGCUUUGAAAGUUCCGGCCGCGUUGCUGUCUGCGUAUUCCAGUGUCUUGCAACAUUGCUUACACACUGUUGCCAGAUCUGACCAUUCAGAUAGUAGGUGGUGUUAGACCUGAUGCUUGAAAAACCUGACUCUGCCUUCUAUUAUAUUGCACGACUGAAUCAUGUUGGCAGCCCUAACCGGGCCUCACUGGUGCCGAGAACUGUAGCAGGUUGGACAGUAGCUUUUACCGAGCGAAGUCUGCGAGCAAACAGCAGCAGCGUGCCGGAACUAUAUUCCUAUCGUGUGUUGCGUUUUGAUAAUUUCGUGUGUGCGUUUUUGACAUAUUUGUUUUGCGCCAUGUGCAGAUAUUGUUGCAUUCACGCUCACUUGCCGUGUGCUGGCAAGCCAUGCGUGAUGUUUUGGUGGCUACUGUUGGAGUACACAGUGCAAUUUUUUCGACAUGUUGUUGAGCUGUUCUGGCUCUUUGAUCAGUUGCGGUCCAUUGUUUCUCCCACUGCACUAAAAGCUUUAGGUGACGCUGUUGCUUGUACUGAAGCUGUAAUCAGCACGGCUGGUGUUCGCACGAUGGAAAGGUGUGUUCGAGAGCACGACGCUGAAGUUCAGACUUUCAAGCGCGUCUCUUACAACAGACGGGUGUAACAGCAUGGCGUAAUAUUGCAUGAAGCGUUACAACACAUCCCGUGGGUUAGCAAUUCCUCGCAUGCGGGGCAUUGCAAGCAACGUACGUGUGGUAUAUCUGAGCAGGUUCAUGUGGAAGUGGUUCUCUAGUGGAGUGCACUUUGAUUGUGCGCAAUCGUUGCUCUUUAACUGCUUCUUUUUUUUUUCACUGUGCAGACAGUUCUUUAGAGGACAGCAGUUGCGUCGCCUUUUCUAUCAAUUAGUGUGAAACGUUGAUCAGUUGCGAACAAACAUGUCUCGUCUUGAAAUAGGGUGAGUAUUGGCGUGUUUACCUACUGAGGCUGGUCACGAAAAAAAAAAUCUACAGUAUGUACAGACGAGCCCUCUAUAUCCUUUCUAGCUUGUGAAGGAAGUUUUGCGUGUCUGUGGCUGAUAGCAGCAGUCUUUUCUGAAACCCUUUACAUGUAUCAAUCAUCUUCAGUAGAAUCCUGGUAUCUAUCUGUACGUUGCCGUGUGUAGAUCAGAUACCCGAAAGCGUCUACGUAUUUUUUUGCUGAUUGGACAAAAAGAAGCUUCUUUGGUAAAUGUGAUGGUUUCUGGCCAACUUUUUACACUUUUGUUGACAUAGCUCUUGCGGUGGUUCUGAUCCUUUUCCUCUCUAACUCGUUAGUUGUCGUAUGACUGUCUGAAGUCUGUAUUUUUAUUCUCAUUUCGUCAUACUGUACAGUAGUAGCAGCUGACGUCUUACUCGUUCACAAAAGUGCGUUUACUUGUUGCAUGAUCACUUCUUGUUGCCAGUGCACAUUGUUACGUAGCAAAGAGACAUGUAAGCCACUCGCAGAUUUUACGUUGCCAUCAUUCCGUUUGGCACAUUGUCGGUACUGGUAAUUUUACAGGCUGGCAAUGGUCAAGCUCCAGCAAUGUUAUUUAGAUAGCACACCUCUGCGGCGAUGCAUCUCUCUAGCUCACGCUGAAGAGAUGGGUGAAACUUUUGAGAGAUGACUCGUUUUGAAAAUGUCGAUUUAAUAGCAGUGGCAACAUAAAUUGUAUGUCGUUGCACUAGACACCUGUGGUUGACGCACUAGGCAACAGUGGUUGGCCAGUGUGUCGUAGUUGUAGUACCGGAAUGCGUACUUGAAAGCACUCGCUUGCGGCAUUCAGCAAGCAGCGUGAAGGUACGCAUUGUUGGCCGAUGUCGCGUAACAGCUAUCGACAGCUCACAAUUCGCCUGGUCAUUGUAGCAUUAUGGUGUGCAAUGUUUACAGAGGCACAACAGCCCGGGCAAUAGGCUCUGGCGCCACAUACUUUUUUGACUGUACCUUCCCUACCCCAUCAGUCUGGUAGAGAUUUAGCUCAUUCUGCACGAUGCACCGUUCAAGGGGCAUUGUCAGCCACCCCUCUCUGUAUUAUUCCGUUGUUAUACUGGCUGUACAAGAUUCGAGGGUCCGUCUAUCCAGCCAGGGCUCAGUUUUUUCGUCGUGUCCUCGGUAUCCGUCAUUUCUUCAUCCGUAACGAUUAAGGAAUGUGUAGGCCAUCGAUCAAGCGAGGCUUUUUCAGGUUACAUUUCGUCACAUCGCACCAUAGCUCGAAACUUUUUUAUGCCAAGGGUGAAAAAAAAAAGACAAAAAUUUUAUUCUUUAGAGUUCAAAAGAAGCGCUUUCUUGUCUUGCGACGCUGUAGACACCGGGUUUAACAGGAAAGCCUGUACAGCUUUAAUUUAGAGCCUACGUAUGAAGUGCCUUUGAACAAAUCUUUUAUUGUAGGAUUGAAAGUGUUACUGCCCCCCACUACACCCCCACAUCGUGUAGUUUUAAGCUGUUGAAAACGAGGGAGCUCGUUAUUUUAAUACUGCUGUUGAAAUCGCCAAACGACGAGCUAAACUGAGCGAGUCGUCGAUUAUGCACAAGACAGAUGUUAAAGCCAUACGUGAGGCAUCAGAUAUAUAUUACAUACAUGUUGUAUACGCAUAUUUUGGGCUGUGUCGUGUAGCGUACGUUGUGGGCGUCUUGCGCACGCCAUGUUCCCCGUCGCUUGUUUUCCGAUGGUGCCAUUCUCCCACGGCUGGUUAACGGUGGUGCCUGGUAUAUUCCUUUUUAAUGAUCUCCGUGUGUUAAUAACUUUGAAGUGGUGGAUUAUUUUGCUGUUUUUCUUCCUUCAUGUUGAUGUAGUAAACCGAUUUUGUUUUUUCAAUCUGCCGUUCUUUUUGACAUUUCACAAGCGUGUGUGGUUUUUUCGUGUUCAUACCGUUCAGUUGACGCGUCUAUAUUUAAAAUGUGAUAAGCGAUAACAGAAUGCCACAAUCAUUGGAAUGUUGCCGAGCUGCUUGGUGCUCCGAGAGAAACCUAGUUGUUCAGAAGUACAUUUAAUGUUGUUCCUCCUCCCACCAUCCCACCUUCUUGUCUUUAUUUCCAAGCGAGUACAGGCUCUGGCAUUCUGCAUGUUUUGUCUGCAAGAAGCGAAACAUCGAUAGCCUGACCUUGUGUUGAAUAUUGCGCAGUUUUGCUUGAUGACAAACAACGAAAAUUUUUUUUUUGGAAUAAAGCGUAAGCACGCUUUACUUUCAUAUUGAACAAGUUCAUGUUUUCUGUCGUUUGCAGUGCCGUCGUCUUUCACAUCAGUUAACCGGCAAAGAAUGACAUCACGUUAUGCAAAAGAGACUGUGGCACUUGCUAAAUGCUGCACGCUGCCACAUUGCAUUAAUUUUAACAGCGAAAUGCUCGUAUCAUUGGAGCAUUGCUUUUCAUGCACGACGGAGCAAGCAAGAUGCUACGCCUAACGCCAAAACUCUUAUGUCCAUGCAUAUGUGUAUGAUGAAAGCCCAUGGAAGUUACAAAUAACCGUAUCACGUGGUGGUUGAAUAAAACCGUUUGAAUGUUCCGAA
Molecule: messenger RNA, 10044 nt
Organism: Rhipicephalus microplus (southern cattle tick)
Lineage: Eukaryota; Metazoa; Arthropoda; Arachnida; Ixodida; Ixodidae
Product: prominin-1-A
Cellular component (GO): membrane
Source: RefSeq, a predicted model, not a curated record